Molecule: messenger RNA, 1167 nt
Organism: Symphalangus syndactylus (siamang)
Lineage: Eukaryota; Metazoa; Chordata; Mammalia; Primates; Hylobatidae
Product: exopolyphosphatase PRUNE1
Cellular component (GO): cytoplasm
Molecular function (GO): exopolyphosphatase activity
Source: RefSeq, a predicted model, not a curated record
AUGGAGGACUACCUGCAGGGCUGUUGAACUACCCUGCACAAGUCCCGACCUCUACAUGUUGUGCUGGGAAAUGAAGCCUGUAAUUUGGACUCCAUGGUGUCUGCUCUUGCCCUGCUUUUUACCUGGCAAAGACAACUGAGGCAGAAGGAAGUCUUUGUGCCAGUUUUAAAUAUAGAACAUUCUGAGCUACCUCUGCAAGGUGGCACCAUCUUCCUUCUUCUUAAGGUUCAUAUUCCAGAGACUAUCUUGGUUUUUUGGGAUGAAGUUGACCUCCAUGCAUUGCUCCAGGCUGGCUAACUCACCCUCAUCCUUGUCGACCAUCAUAUCUUACCUAAAAACAUCAUCCUGGACUGUGUCAACAUGGACCUUAAAAUUGGAAAUGCAACCCUUAAAGAUAGCAAAUAUGUGGCGAAGCUAGAGGUCCUCUUCCCAGAUCUACCCAAGAGAAAUGAUAUCUUUGAUUCCCUACAAAAGGCAAAGUUCAAUGUAUCAGGACUGACCACUGAGCAGAUGCUGAGAAAGGACCAGAAGACCAUUUCUGGACAAGGCAUCAAGGUGGCCAUUCGUGCAAUCUAUAUGGAUUUGGAGGCCUUACUGCCGAGGUCUGACCUCCUUGCAGAUCCCCAUGCUUUCUGCCAGGCUCGCAGCUAUGAUGUCCUGAUUGCCAUGACUAUCUUUUCCAACACUCACAACGAGCCAGUGCGGUGAUUGGCAUUUUGUCUCCACGUGGUGCUCCGAACAACGGUCUGUGAAGUCCUGGAAUGCUCCCACUCUCCGUCCCUGAAGCUGACCCCUGACCUAGGUAUCUCUAACCUUCAAGCCCAUCUUCAAGGCAACACCCAGGUCUCUUGAAAGAAACUUCUGCCUCUGCUCCAGGAAGCCCUGUCAGCAUAUUUUGACUCCAUGAAGAUCCCUUUAGGACAGCCUGAGACAGUGGGUGUGUCCAGGGAGCAGGUGGAUAAGGAAUUGGACAGGGCAAAUAACUCCCUGAUUCCUGGACUGAGUCAAGAUGAGGAGGACCCUCUGCUGCCUCCCAUGUCCAUGAACAGCCUGGUGGAUGAGUGUUCUCUGGAACAGGUGCCUAAACUCUCCACUGAGGCCGUCCUUGAGAAGUGCAGUGAGAUCUCACUGUCACAGUCUACCACUGCCUCCCUGUCCAGGAAAUGA